This is a messenger RNA of Colletotrichum orchidophilum, 3312 nucleotides long. RefSeq lists its product as uncharacterized. Bases 1 to 3312 code for a protein of 1103 amino acids. The transcript is spliced from 2 exons. NCBI's taxonomy places the organism in Eukaryota, Fungi, Ascomycota, Sordariomycetes, Glomerellales, Glomerellaceae. The record is from RefSeq and is a predicted model, not a curated record.
AUGGAGAACGAACCGCCUUCCGCAACUUCGAGGCGGGGUCGUCUAAUGGGGAAGCUCUUUGCCCUGAAGGAGAAAGAUCGCAGGCCGACGGCUGAGGAGACGGGCACCAGCAUCAAUGACUUCCUCAACGGCCCCUCCGAUACCCUGCAGGUCAAUCACGCGUCACCCUCUUCCGUUAUUCCCCAGCUUUCGAAGCUCGACAUCUCAUCAGCUACCCGCUACCCUCAAGCUUUGUCUGUCGCCAGUCAUUCCCAGCAGAGCCUAAAUCUCCCGAACCAAUACUCCGCCCGCAGCCCUGGGCAAAGCCCGGGCAUCCCACCUCGGAGCCCGCGGCGCAGCAACCGAAAGGGCUUGGCCGUUCGCUUUGUGGAUCAAGACCCCGACAUCAUUGGCGAAGGUGGUGACGAGUCGGAGAUUCCAGCAAUCGAGGUAUCGAGGCGCAAAAAACAGCGACCUCCGCCAUCUCCUCGCCGUACACCUGUGGUAGCUGUCCACGACUCCCCGACGAGAGCGCCUUCUGCGCCGAAGGAAGACUCAGACUUUAUGCCAGGUCGCCUGAGACGAACACAGACGGGCUUUUCCUCUAUCAGCAACGACCCUAUCGAGCCCAAAGAAUUCCCUCCUGCUUAUAGAGAGGUGGCACAGGGCAAUGCGGUUUCUGCGCCAUUCUUGGACACCUCAACCAGCGCCAAGAACGAGAAUCGGAAGUCCUUCAUCGAGCACCAGCAGGCGGAGAUGCGACAAGCGGAGGGCAAGGCAUUCGCGGAGGCCGCGCGCCAAGCCGAGCGGGAGGAGCAUGGAGGUCAAACGCCUCUUAUACCCCAGAUAAUCGAAUCACCAACCAGAUCUCCAGUACCACCCAGCAAGGUCCCUCUCCAAUCGAGAUCCCCAGACGACUACAGAAAGCCUCCCGAUCAGAGCCCUUCGUCCAUCUACUCGAGUAGUACUGAGUUCAGCCAACAGAACACAGCUGCCAACUUUUCUCGACAGCCGUCUGUCAGCUCCCAGUAUAACAUGGCGCCCCCCUCCGCAUCGAUCGCCUCGAGACAGGCAUCUUUCAACAUGCAUGAUGCAGUUCUCGCUGUCGGCGAUGACGCUCUCAACACCUUUGUCACCCGCACUCGGCACCUGAGUGAGCUUUUCAGAUUGCAUGCUGAGACAAUUAAGCCAAUUUCAGCCUGCUCACAGCUUGAGCUAGCGCGUGCUGCACUGUGGUGGUUCCUCAAAGGACGUAUGGCUUUGGAGGCUGCUGUUCGCGCACGACCUGGUAGUCCCAAGGACCAGAUGCAAAACGAAAAUGAUCGCCAGCAGGCCUACGCCAACCUAGCCAAAGGCUAUUGGCUGGUGGAGGAAGCCAUCCCUGAGAUGCUGGAGAACAAGCGCCUUGCACCCGACGCAGGCAUUUCUGAGAUCCGCUCUACAGUCGUUACCACUCUCAAGAAGCUCACUGUCUCAAUGAAGAGAAACAAUUUUCUUCCGCCUGAGGAGGCAUUCUUGCCUCAGACUAUCGACAAGUCUAUAUGGGUGGAGUACCCCAGACUGAGCGUUGACAUGAUUGCAUUGCUCACUGCUGAUUCGUCUGCGGCCAUGACUGGUGUUAUUCGCACCCCAUCCCCUUUCGAAAUCCUAGAGACUCUUCCCCCGAAUGAUACGGCUGAGAACUUCACAUUCGGCAGGAUCAGCACAGACGUGUUCUUAAUGGAACAAGGCAUGGAUUCCCAGAGAUUCUAUUUCCCUUGUCUCUUGUCCAUGGUUCGACCUAACAAACAGCCCAACCUGGUCUUUGUCAUUGCUGCUCAACACGGAGAGGUCAACUUACGGAUUCAAGGAAACAAGAACUCGGGUCCGACCUGGGAUGAUGUCCGUUGGCGCAAUGACUCUUGCGCACUCGAGAUCAAGCUGCCCAGAGGCUUCAUGAUUGUUGCCCGGUGCUCACAGCAGGAUUACCGAAUGCUUUGGAGCAUGUAUGACUUUGGUGCCAAGGUUCAGGCAACUCUCUACCCUCGAUCCGACGAGCACUGCGUCUUUCGUUCCAGCCUUCGGUCAUUCCAGUAUUUUGACUCAGACCCUCAAGGCCGAGCGUUUCCCAAAGAAUCUGUGCCCAAUUGCGACGUGGCUUUGUUUGAGAAGAUUCAUAAGGAGCAUGCUGCUGCAGGCCCACGCGCUUACCAUAGGGGGUACAGAAUCGUCGUGGUGACAGGUCCUCGUACAAGAACGCUGAGUGGUGUCAACCACACAUACACGCCUCAGAUGCCAAUCCCCAUCAGUUUCCUCAGGUCGGACGGGGGUGAUGCGGCCUUGAUGCUCAAGUACGACAACGGUCGUCAGAAGGUGAGCAUGGUGCUCUCGUUCGGUGAUGAGAGGGAGCGGGCACAGCUCAACAGCUUGAUUUCCGGCACUUCUGUGCAAAAGGAUGAAACGAUUUAUGCAGAUGUGCCUCUCAUCGGAUUCUCCAUGUCGACGUCUUUGCAGGAUAGCAAGUAUCUUCCAGGCGUGAGCCAGAUCCCCUGGACAUCCCUUCGAGUCAUCAACGAAGAUGCAGAUGACGACUAUCCUCGUACGGUUCUGGCCGAUAGGUUGAGGGUUAUCGUUGAGUCCAAGCAAGGAUCACUUACUGACCGAGUGAAUCUGCAACCCGGCGAAUUGCGGCUGAGGCUUGAGGUUCAAGAGACCAAGUCCAUAGUGGUGAUGCGGCAGCCGCAGUUCGACAUGACUUCAACGGUCUCGGAUGGCACUGUCGGCAAGGAGAUUCCCAAGGCUCUGACGGACAUGCUUCAAAUGCUGCAGACGACUCAAACAAUUCGCACUUACAGCUUCCCGACUCAGAAAGAUCUCCAUGCGUUCCAGGCUGCACUGACCGGGUUCAGCGUCAUCUUCGACGGCCUCGCAGCCACCUUUGCCAUAUCUCGACGACGUAUGGUGGUCCCGAUCCACAAGAAAUGGGAGGCGGGAUCGACUCGAAUCCAAGUGGUGCAACAAGGCACAAUCAUCCAGCUUCUCGCGUUCUUCCCAGACUUUCACCACGGCCAGUGUAUGAACUUCGUUCUGAAGGGCACGGAUGUGUACGAGACGUUUUCGCGGAGCAGCAAGGCUGGCAUCAAGUUUGUUGACGCUAAAUUCCCCAUGCCGCGGAUGCCCAACGGCAGUGACGGACCGUCGGACGACAUGGGAUUCAUCUGCCUGGACCUGCCGGACCUGCCGGGUGAACACGACGACAUCUCGCUCCUCUUCGAUAAUGAAGCGGAACGAGACCGGCUGACACAGUGUCUACCGGCGACGGUCAAGGGUUCCAGGUCACUGAGAGGCCGAUGA